Mytilus californianus (California mussel) is the source of this 2898-nucleotide messenger RNA. RefSeq names its product Golgi-associated RAB2B interactor protein 3-like. The record is from RefSeq and is a predicted model, not a curated record. Bases 76 to 663 code for a protein of 195 amino acids. Lineage: Eukaryota; Metazoa; Mollusca; Bivalvia; Mytilida; Mytilidae. The transcript has 3 exons.
CUAAAUGAUAUAUAGGCAAUGCAACGUUAAUUUUUUUCUUACUUGUGGGUACUGACAAAACGGUAAUUCACUAAAAUGGUCAUUGCAACGACUGCUUGUGUUGCUGCAAUUACAACCGGUGGUGCAGCUCUGCCUUUUAUUGGUGCAAUUGCUGCAACUGGUGGCAGUGCUGGCGGUGCUGCUGGAAUGACUGCUGGCACUGCCUCAGCCGUUGCAGGUGCAGUUGGAGCAGCAGCUUCUGGUGGAGCGAUUGCAGGAGCAACAGCAACAGGGACAGCAGCUGGGGCCGGAAUUGGCGCUGCUGUUGGGGGGACCGCCGCUGCAGGAGUUGGAGGAAGUUCUGCUGGAUUAGCUGCCGUUGUGGCUGGAACUGGAGGUAUUGGAUUAUUGGUCGUAGGAACGAGUACGAAUCAAGAUGAUGGACAUAUAACAUACGAUUGCUGGAAACCAGUAUUACAUGACGUAUCCGAGGUACCAUCCAUUGGGAUGUAUCUCAAGGACCUGCUCAGUCAUGCAAACAUACAAAAAGUAACAAUUGCCACAGGCUGUUAUACAAGUUUACCGAACAUUGUGAUUGAAAAUAUAUGGAAAGAAGAAUUCCAGAUUGAGUACAUGAUGUUAAACACAACGGGGGAGAUAGUGUGCCAUGCAAAACAAAUGUAAAAUGUCCGUUUAAAAGAACUGAUCAAAGACUUAGGCAUGGACAUAUUUCAGUAGUCCACUUACAGUGCCUGAUUUUGUAGUAUAAUAAUUUAUUUUUUAUUACACAAGUUGGCAGUUAAACAAAACAUGAUUUAUAAUAAUAGCCUUUCUACAUAAUUUUGUAAAUAUCAAAAUAAACCAAUGGAAUUUGUUUUUAAACAGUCAUCUACAAUUACAGCAAAAUAUAACAAAACAUUUGACUGUAUAUUCAAGCACGCCUGAGAAAAUAGUAAUAUAUUUUUUUUGUUUAUAAACAACAAAUGAAUGCAAGGGGAACAAACAAAGUUUUUCUUUGACAUUUUUUCAUACUAAGAGGAAUAACCCAAUGUUUAAUCACUACUCUUAUUUUGUAUAGUCUGUUUCAUCAAUUUUCUGGCAAAAAACGAAAUCAUUUUCUCUGUAAUGUUUUUAUACGACCGAAAAGUUCUAUCAUGUCAAUUUUUUUGGGUGGAUUCAUAUUUUUUGAAAUGUCAAAUUCAGUCAACGUGCAUCACUAUGCAUUAUAUAUAAAUUAUGCGACAAAGAGGAAUGAUUUUGUUUAAUACAAUGACUGUACCUAUUAUAACAAAUAGAUGUUAAUAACAGAAUUAAUGGUGGAAAUAAGCAAAGAUUUACGGUCCGUUCAGGAUAACUGUAUUUGUCUCGUGAAAAUAGGUUGUGAUUGCAUUGCGCAUUUCAGCUUCCGGUAAAAUAUAGAGUUAUCGUCCUUUAAAACCUAACGGCAGGUAGAAAGGCUUAUAAUAAUCUAUUUGCCAAUUACCGAUUUGAUUCUGUUAUUACACACUUUUAACACACACUUUUAACACAAGUUGUUUGCCUGUAGACCAGUUUCUAACCUGAAAAAAUAAGCUGUUGCGCAUGCAAGUUUGUUCUUAAAGUGUGUUAUUUUAUACAUAUAGUUGUUUAAAACCAAUUUUCAAUGAAAAAGUAACUAUUGAAUUCAAAAGUUUUUAGCUUACUGUGACAAAAAAUUAAAUGUAAUUAAAAGAUUUGAAAAACUUGAAAAACUUAAAAGAUUGUACACAUCACGCACAGAUAAAUUUGCUCUUUUCUUGCUCUUGAUUGUCAAUUUAAAUGUAUGCCCCUCCUAAGAGAAACAACUCAUACACAUAGAUCUCAAAUUACGGAAUUGGCAAAAAGACUAUUGACUAUUGACUAUUGCACAUAAACAAAUAAAAAUAUUAAAUUUCAAUAUUAUUUCUGUGUAUCCCUUCCUAGUUAGUGAAGAGAGAUACCAGUCUUAUUAUUAUGUAUCUAUAAUUUAAUAAGUAUCGAAUCGUCUAACGACGAUGCCGCACAAACAGAAAAAAUUUGAGUCUUAAAAAAUAGCCAAAUAAUACCAAAGGGAUAACUCAUAAGUCGAAAACGAACGCCACAUUCUGUAUGUGCCUGUCCCAUGUCAGGAGCCUGUAAUUCAGAAUUGUCGUUUGUGGCUGUAUAUCAUAUUUGUUUUUCGUUCCUUGUUUUGUAUAUAAAUCGGGCCGUUAGUUUCUCGUAUGAAUUGUUUUACAUUUGUCAUUUCGAGACCUUUUAUAGCUGACUAUGCGGUAUGAAGGCCGUACAGUGACUUAUCUAUGUCAUUUGGUCUCUGGUUGAGAGUUGACUCAUUGGCAAUCAAACCACAUCUUCUAAUUUUUAUAUUGACAAUGCCAUGGCAAAAUAACGAAAAGCGACCAAAAGAUAAACAUCAGUAUGCUAAACACAACAUAGAAAACUAAAGAAUGAGUAACACGAGCCCCAAAGGAUGGGUAAACAGAUCCUGCUCCACAUGUGACACCCGUCAUGUUGCUCAUGUAAGUACAAAUCCGGUUACAAGUCUAAUUCGGUAGGUCACAUUCGCGGAAAAGAUAACGGGAUUGGGGCUACGCCAAUUGGAACAUAUCCAAUUUUAAGAUUUGUGCAAAGAUACUGAUGAAAGUUCAAAAUAUACGAACAACAUGACAUGCAUCAGUAUUUUUGCACAAAUCUUAUAACUUUUAAAUUUUGUUCUGUUUGUACGGCAUUGUCGUAAGAUCCGAUACUAAUUAAAUGUGUUGGUUGGUUGUUUUCUACAGACUCCUUAAUAUACAUUAAUAUUUGUAUUAAAAUUAAGUGUCAUUUAUCUAGUAGAUAUAACUUGUAUGCAUUAUUUCAGAGGUGAUGUGACUUAUGUUAAUAGCAAUGAAAGGUAAAGCAAAUAAAAGCAAUAUGAAUUAA